Molecule: messenger RNA, 1563 nt
Organism: Centrocercus urophasianus (Greater sage-grouse)
Lineage: Eukaryota; Metazoa; Chordata; Aves; Galliformes; Phasianidae
Gene: CABP1
Product: calcium binding protein 1
Exons: 7
Coding region: 315-968 (217 amino acids)
Molecular function (GO): calcium ion binding
Source: RefSeq, a predicted model, not a curated record
CGGAGCCCGCGGAAGGAGGUCCAAGGAGAGGAGGCAGCGGCAAGGAAGCGGCGCGGCCAGCCCGGCACCACCACCAUCCCCCGCCGCACGGCAACCACGGUCACCCCCAGGACCAGCAGCAGCUCUCAGACAGGGAUGGGGAGGAGGCGGAGGAGGACUUUUUCCUCAGUCACAGGCAGAGGUCCAGCAGAGAGUCCCUGAAGCUCUCAGAGGGCGCCUCGCCUCUGUCCAAAUCCAGCAGCAAGUGCUCCACCAAGUCCAGCGGCAGCGAGCGGUCGGUGGAAGCGGACCCCCUUUUCCACCAGCUGCACCCCAUGCUCAGCUCGGUCUUCGGCCAGAUCCGCCAUGAGGAGAAGACGUGCUAUAAGGCUGUCCAGACGAGCGAAGAGGGGCCGUCGGAGUACCAGGGUCCGCUCAUGGUGCUGGCCCAGAACUGCGCCGUCAUGCACAACCUGCUGGGGCCAGCAUGCAUCUUCCUGAGGAAGGGCUUCGCAGAAAACAGGCAGCCUGAUAGAGAACUGCGUCCAGAAGAAAUUGAAGAAUUAAGAGAAGCCUUUAAGGAGUUUGAUAAAGACAAGGAUGGGUUUAUUAACUGCAGGGACCUGGGGAACUGCAUGCGAACCAUGGGCUACAUGCCUACUGAAAUGGAGCUCAUAGAACUCUCCCAGCAGAUCAACAUGAACUUGGGUGGCCAUGUGGAUUUUGAAGAUUUUGUUGAGCUGAUGGGACCAAAGCUGCUGGCAGAAACUGCAGACAUGAUUGGUGUAAAAGAGCUCCGUGAUGCCUUCAGAGAGUUUGACACUAAUGGUGAUGGGGAGAUCAGCACCAGUGAGCUGCGAGAAGCCAUGAAGAAGCUUCUAGGGCAGCAGGUGGGUCAUCGGGAUAUUGAAGAGAUCAUCCGGGACGUGGAUCUGAAUGGAGAUGGGCGCGUUGACUUUGAAGAGUUUGUUCGCAUGAUGUCCCGUUGAAGAAUAUUCUCAGCUAAAGAAAAAUCAGCACCUUAGAGAGGGCAGAAGAGGACCUAGAUGGAGCAUCUAGCCCCGAUGUUCCCACAGGAAGGUUUAUCGGCUGGCUGCAAAUGGGACAUUGCAAGAUGACCUGCUGCUCCUCCCUCACGGUGGUCCCCAUGCCCCUCCACCCUUUCACACUGUGAAAGACUUACAACUUCCUACAACUGGAACCAUUCCUCUGAGAUGAUUGCAGGAAACUGCAGAGCCAGGACUUGCCAUGAUGCUUUCAUGGGUUAUUUGCAACUUUAGACUCCUCCUUCCCAGCUUUAUUCUCCCACCAGUUGCUGCAAAGCAAGAGCAGGAGAAAUCCUCUUGGCUUGGUGGAUGAGAGCAAAGCCAUUGGAACUGGUGGCAGCCUCAGGGCGUGCUCUGCACUUCUUGGUUUCCCUUGGUGAACCCUGUCUGUGUUUGCUGUCUAUGCGUGUGUCUAUCUGUGUGGAGUUAUUUAUGCUUCCUCAGCACAAAUUUGCAUCUCCCGUGGUUAUGUUUACCAAAAGUAAAUUCAAAUACAUGUCUUGUGGGGGGAAAGCGAUAAAUAUGCACGCUGAAAUGA